This is a messenger RNA of Plasmodium gonderi, 1065 nucleotides long. RefSeq names its product Plasmodium exported protein, unknown function. The transcript is spliced from 2 exons. The record is from RefSeq and is a predicted model, not a curated record. The coding region runs from base 1 to 1065 and encodes 354 amino acids. Lineage: Eukaryota; Apicomplexa; Aconoidasida; Haemosporida; Plasmodiidae.
AUGGCUGUUACAACGAAAUAUAGUAAGAGGAAAGAGAAUAAAAACGUUUUUCUCUUUUCUACAAAAGUCUCCUUGGUUACUCUUUUAUUCUGGAUUAUAAAUUACUCUGAUUCUUUUCAAUAUGGAACUUCACACGAUAUGAAGAAUUAUAACUUUGGAAAAAAUGCAAAUUCAAGAAUUAUGAGAACAUUACUAGGAAAACCUUCAUCACUUAGAGGGGAAGAUGCACAAGAAGCUGACGCAGAAGUUGAAGAUGAUACUAACUCAUUACCUGAAUCAUUUAAAGAUUUGCGUACUGAAUCUAGCGUAAAGGACUUUGAAGAAGAAGAAGAAACUGUUGAAGGAGAUGAGGUUGUUGAAGAGGAGGAAGAAGCUGUUGAAGAUGAAGAAGUUGUUGAAGAUGAAGAAGUUGUUGAAGGAGAAGAAGGAGCUAAUGCAGCAGAAGAAGUUAAUGCAGUAGAAGAAGUUAAUGCAGCACCCGAAGUUAAUGCAGUAGAAGAAGUUAAUGCAGCAACCGAAGUUAAGGUUGCAGACGAAGUUAAGGUUGCAGACGAAGAUAAUGCAGAAGAGGAAGAUAAUGAAGAAGAGGAAAGUAAAGACGAACAGGACGGAAAAGGACCCAAAAAAAGAAAACGAAAAACUCGUAUCUUUAUUCCAACAAUAACAGGAAGAGUUGAAUAUAUAAUAGCAAAUAAUGAUCACUUCAAUAUACGAAAACGUGCCAUGGACGGAGAUCCUUCAGCUGUUGAAUUGUAUCCAGAGGGUUAUUGGGACCCAUAUUUUUCAUUAAAAAAAACAAUUGAAGAAGAAAUUCGAAAACAACAAGCUUAUACAAAUCUAUUAAAAGAUGAUUUUGCCAGUUUUCCAUAUAUUGAUGAUGAAAAAAAUAAUGAAAUAAUUAAAGGACAACCAUACUUAGAAAGAAAUUAUGGAUACGUGUAUCCAGACCCCCCAGUUAUAGUAAAACCAACUGAAAAAAAAGAGGCACAAGUAAUAGUAGAAGAAGAUAAACCAGAGAAAGAGAAAGAGAAAAAGAAAAAAAGAAGAUUCUGGUGUUGUUGUUAA